AUUAUGUAUAUGAUAUUUCCCAACAGAUGGGACUCUUCUAUGUUGAAGUAGAAAUGGCCAUAUCAGAUGAAUUGCAAGAUUUUUGUGUACUUGAAUGCUCAGGAUGCAAACAAAAGAAGCGCACAAAAGAUAGAAAGGAUUUUCAUUGUCCAAAAUGCAAUCGGAAAACAACAUUACUUCCUCGGUGUAUCUUUCAAAUUGAUCUUACUGACGGUACUGCUAUAGUCACAGCAUCUAUCUCUGCUGAAUUGGGAGAAAAACUACUCACCAUGACAGCGGAAGACAUAUUUGACAUAACCUGUGCUAAGAGGCAAUACUUGCAUAUUAAUCAUGUCCAUGAGGUGUUGUCCAACAAACUAUUUCAAAUUCAGCUAAGGAAGUCAUCUUGGGGUACCUCAAACAACACACAAGCAACUUACUCCAUUAUUUCCUACAUGGAAAAGCAACAUACUCCACCAACCACUAUUGAUAGGAAUUCCAAAAAGGUAAGACCUUUGGAGAUAAGUGAGAUGGAGGUGACAGAAACAACUACUGCAGCUGGUUCUUCAAAUGCAACUCUGAAAUUUGAACCACCCACACCAACAAAAAAACUGUAAAAGGAACCCCUAACAACUCCCUAUGCUAUGGUUUUGGGAAUGAUGAA
Molecule: messenger RNA, 643 nt
Organism: Solanum lycopersicum (tomato)
Lineage: Eukaryota; Viridiplantae; Streptophyta; Magnoliopsida; Solanales; Solanaceae
Source: RefSeq, a predicted model, not a curated record